AAAGAUGUCAGCGCCCAUGGCAGACACUUUUGUAAGGGAAAUUGAGAAAAAUAACGAAGAAGUAAUAAAAAUUCAUCAACUUGAGAUUGGAGAUGUUGGUUGUGUGGUAUGGGAUGCUGCAAUAGUACUGUCUAAAUACUUCGAAACUGAAGAUUUUCUCAAAGGACAACUUCUCAAAGAAAAGAAUAUUAUAGAACUGGGAGCCGGUACCGGUGUAGUCGGGAUAAUAGCUUCUACAUUCGGGGCAAAUGUGACUAUAACAGACUUGCCAGAGUUUAACCAGUUGAUUAACAUGAACAUUGCAGAAAAUAAACAUCUUAUUACAGGAAACGUUACAGCAAAAACAUUAGUCUGGGGAACAGAUAUAAUCACAGAUCAAGCUUUUGAUUAUGUUUGUCUGGCUGAUUGUAUUUAUUAUGAACAGUCUUUGCAGCCAUUAGUAAAAACAAUUGCAGACCACUGUAAUGGGAGCACGACAGUUUUAUGCUGUUACGAAGAAAGAACAACGGGAAACAAACCGGAACUGGAAAGAAAAUUUUUUGAGUUGAUGACAGAAAAAUUCCACAUUGAAGAGAUUCCUCUUUACAGACAGGAUCCUCAGUUUAGGAGUAAAGAUAUAUACAUAAUGAAAUUUAAAUUAAAGAAUCCGUGAAAUGUAUAUUUCGGAAAUCUUGAACAGUAAAACACGGAUUGGCCAUUGCCAUCUGACUUUAAAUGGAAGAAAUCGUCGACUUUGUUAUAAAACCAAAUCGUCGGACACUUUCACUAUUUAUAUCUUCUAUAAUGUUUUUGUCAACUAAUAAGCAUCGAGAUAUACUGAGUGUCCUAUUCUGUUUUAGCAAUCUUGAAUCUAUCCCCUAUCAAAGUAGAAAUAUUGUUGUUAAUUAAUGCUAAUAAGAACAGCAGAUUAUUUGAGCGCUGUAAUGUACUGUAUGUAGCAAGUGCCGCAUCAUAGUGUCAAUAAAUAAUAAAUAGCU
Mytilus californianus (California mussel) is the source of this 977-nucleotide messenger RNA. RefSeq names its product protein N-lysine methyltransferase METTL21D-like. The record is from RefSeq and is a predicted model, not a curated record. NCBI's taxonomy places the organism in Eukaryota, Metazoa, Mollusca, Bivalvia, Mytilida, Mytilidae. The transcript has 4 exons. Gene Ontology annotation, cellular component: cytoplasm; cytosol. Gene Ontology annotation, biological process: peptidyl-lysine methylation. Bases 5 to 652 code for a protein of 215 amino acids. Gene Ontology annotation, molecular function: protein-lysine N-methyltransferase activity.